AUGGACAUAGUAAAACUAUAAGAGUUCCUUGUUUACUACAGAACCCUAAAAAUGGAGUUAUCAAUGUCAUGAAAUGACAAUGACAUGAAACUUAUAUAUAAUUAUUUUAAUAACCGUGUUUUCUCUUUCAGAUUUCUUCCCGCAAGAGCAGUACCAAAAGUACAAUCAAAUGGGUAUCUCCGAGGCUCAAAAAGACGAUUCCCCUCGAACCACUCCUGAGCUGGCCAGAACAGACCAGUCCCCAUCGGAGAGACCUCCUCCAGGUUCAGCAGACAGCGAUGAUGCUGACGAAUUCGCACCAAAAAGGAAACAGCGAAGAUAUAGAACAACUUUCACGAGUUUUCAACUGGAAGAGUUGGAGAAGGCCUUCUCCCGAACACAUUAUCCUGAUGUAUUUACUAGAGAAGAACUGGCAAUGAAAAUCGGUCUCACGGAAGCUAGAAUACAGGUGUGGUUCCAAAAUCGUCGUGCGAAGUGGCGUAAACAGGAGAAGGUCGGUCCCCAGGGUCACCCCUACAACCCGUACCUCGGGGGCGGAGCACCCCCGCCGUCCGUCGUCGCCUCUAUGCCCAACCCCUUCACGCAGCUCGGUUUCGGAUUCCGAAAGCCGUUUGACACAAACGCCUUAGCCUCAUUUAGGUACACUGGUGGACCAGUUCUAGGUGCCCAGUACUUAGGAGCACCUUUGCAUCGUCCACCUCUCUUUUCCGCACCUCUCUACACCAGCUCUCCCCCCUUCCAUUCUUUACUGGCGGGUCUCGCAGCACCACCUCGACAAUCCCCAGACCCACCUUCCGUAUCCCCUCCUAUAUCCCCCGGAAGUGAGUCACCCCCCAACCAACCUGCGGCACCUGAAGUUGAAAGAAGAAGCUCUAGUAUUGCCGCACUAAGAAUGGCGGCGAGAGAACACGAACUGAGAUUAGAGAUUUUGAGACAACGACACCAUACAGACUUGAUCAGCUGAGCUCCGUUGCAUUUUGAAAUGCAUCAGAAUAAUUUCAUUCGAUUCCGCUUUCUUAUUCACAAACAACUUUCACUAAUAUAAAAACAAGCUAUUUUUUAACAUUAUCCGUGUUAAAAGCAAAAGAAAAGGAAGCAGCAAGCAAGCAUGUUAAAAUCAUAACAAGUAUAUAUCGAAUAAUAUAACAGUUACUAUAUUUGUGAAUAAGAGAACAGAAUUGCGGAGGCAUAUCAGUCUUGCCGUGUAAGAUAAUAAAAUAGUAAUUAGAACAUUUUGUAAAGUAAAAAAUUUGGUAGAAUUUUAAGAUGGCAACAAUUAAUUAAAACCGAAGAUAAGGUCGACUUAUCGAUAUAUUAAAAUUGUAUUUGAUAAAAAAUAAGAAAAUCAGUUUC
This is a messenger RNA of Diatraea saccharalis (sugarcane borer), 1353 nucleotides long. NCBI's taxonomy places the organism in Eukaryota, Metazoa, Arthropoda, Insecta, Lepidoptera, Crambidae. The record is from the annotation of a GenBank genome assembly.